AUGACUAUUGCACCUCGUCUUGCUGUCAAGCGCCUUUCCGAAAACGCCAAACUACCCACUCGUGGAUCAGCUAUUGCUGCUGGCUACGAUCUCUACAGUGCUGCCAACACCGUGAUCCCUGCUCAGGGCAAGGUUAUUGUGCCAACGGAUCUUUCUAUUGCUGUCCCUGAAGGUUGCUAUGGUCGUAUUGCCCCACGUUCUGGUUUGGCAUCGAAGCAUUUCUUGGAUACGGGUGCUGGUGUGAUUGAUGCUGAUUACCGUGGUCCUGUUGGCGUGUUGUUGUUCAACUUUGCUACUACGGAUUAUGAAGUCAAGCAAGGUGAUCGUAUUGCUCAAUUGAUCCUUGAGCGUAUCUAUACUCCUGAAGUGGUGGAAGUAAAUGAGUUGGAUGACACUGAGCGAGGAGCUGGUGGAUUUGGAUCAACCGGUCGUCAAUAG
Molecule: messenger RNA, 438 nt
Organism: Lichtheimia ornata
Lineage: Eukaryota; Fungi; Mucoromycota; Mucoromycetes; Mucorales; Lichtheimiaceae
Product: deoxyuridine 5'-triphosphate nucleotidohydrolase
Exons: 4
Coding region: 1-438 (145 amino acids)
Biological process (GO): dUMP biosynthetic process; dUTP catabolic process
Molecular function (GO): magnesium ion binding; dUTP diphosphatase activity
Source: RefSeq, a predicted model, not a curated record